ACACCACAGAAGAAGAAGGCGCUGCUCUGCUCUGCUCUGCGGCGGCAGCAUUUGUAGUUCUGAGCAGCUGGACUGAAGAACUACAGAGAACCCAGAGGAACUCAGAGGAACUCAGAGGAACGGACCGGUACCGACAUGAGCGAGGCCGCCGCGGACACGACCACGCUGUGCCUGUUUGACGUGGACGGAACGCUCACGGCCGCGAGACAGGUCGUGACUCCAGAAAUGUCCGAGUUCCUGCAGAAGCUGAAGACUCGGGUUCGAGUAGGAGUCGUUGGAGGAUCAGACCUCAGUAAGAUCCAGGAGCAGCUGGGGAGUGACGUCAUCCAGAAGGUGGACUACGUGUUCGCUGAGAACGGACUGGUGGCCUAUAAGGAUGGAACACUGCUGUCUGUACAGUCCAUCCAGGCUCACAUGGGUGAAGAACUCCUGCAGAACUUCAUCAACUUCUGCCUGAACUACAUGUCCAGGAUCAAGCUGCCCAGGAAGAGGGGAACGUUCAUCGAGUUCCGUAACGGAAUGUUGAACGUGUCUCCGAUCGGUCGCAGCUGUACGCUGGAGGAGAGGAAGGAGUUCUACGAGCUGGACCAGAAAGAGAAAAUCAGGGAGAAGUUUGUGUCGGUUCUGAAGGAAGAAUUCAAAGGAAAAGGACUUUCGUUCUCCAUUGGAGGUCAGAUCAGCUUCGACGUGUUUCCUGACGGCUGGGAUAAGAGGUAUUGUCUGGGGAUCGUAGAGAAGGACGACUACUCCACCAUCCACUUCUUUGGAGACAAAACCAAACCUGGAGGAAACGACUACGAGAUCUACAGCGACCCGCGGACCAUCGGACACGAGGUGUCAAGUCCAGAAGAAACUCUGCAGCUCUGCCGACAGCUUUUCUUCUCCUGAGAACCUCCACGACGAAAGAGACCAAAACUGAACCUCUUCCAUCCACGAUUCGUCCUUUUGCGUCUCCUACGUCUGAGACUGAACCUACGAACUUUAGUUUUCAGACGUUGGAUUUGUCUGUUUGGAGCUUCUUUUGAUUUCUGUUCAGUCAUUCUAGAUUCGAAAAAACAACAGAAGAGAAACCUAAAGACGUCAGAACUUUCUGCUGCCAUCUGGUUCUGGUGUUGAUUAAAAUGUAGAAACUACUGGAUCUGAGCAUCUUAAGAACCUCUGCUAGCAUUAAAAUGUUGCUGCUAAUAAACAACAGAAAUCUACAGACCUGGUGCAUCCCAUAAAAUAAACGUUGGUAGAAACAGCUAAUACGCAACUCUUGAAUUGGCCCCAUUAACCCAAAGUUUGCCUCCAUCAAGCUAACGUCUUCUUGGUUGGCCAUGUUUCUGUGGAUGUUGCUGCUUUUAAAUGGGAAGAAUCCAAAUGAACGGCACCCCUUGUGGUGUUUACGACCUCAGAACUGGAAAUUUAGUAAAAGUUUAUGCUGUAGUUUUGGUCAUUUGCAGUGUUUCUUUAUCACUUUAGAAGAUGUUCAAGGAAAAUGUAGAUGAUCCUGAUUUUUGUUGGCAUUUCAAAUAUUGCUUUCAUUAGUGGGCUGCACAGUGGGGUAGUGGUUUGCAAUUUCGCCUUGCAGCAAGAAGAUCCCGGUUCAAAUCCCGGCCUGGGAUCUUUCUGCAUGGAGUUUGCAUGUUCUCCCUGUGCAUGCGUGGGUUUUCUCCGGGUACUCCGGCUUCCUCCCACAGUCCAAAAACAUGCUGAGGUUAAUUGGUUACUCUAAAUUGUCCGUAGGUGUGAAUGUGAGUGUGAUUGUGUGUCUGUAUAUGUAGCCCUGUGACAGACUGGUGACCUGUCCAGGGUGUCCCCUGUCUUCACCCGAGUCAGCUGGGAUAGACUCCAGCACCCCCCAUGACCCUAGUGAGGAUAAAGCGGUGUAUAGAGAAUGAAUGGACUCUCAUUAGCUCGCUAAAGUUGUGCACAAAUUUCACGCUACUUUGAGUUUUUGUCCUCACUUUUAGGGUACAUUUUCCAUAAAAGUGUUGCUAACAGUUUAAAUUGUUAGCCACACUUCUCGCUAACAAUUUAAACUGUUAGCCACACUUCUAGCUAGCAAAUUCAACUCUUAGCCACCCUUCUAGAUUACAAUUUAAACUGUUAGCCACACUUCUAGAUAGUAGUUUAUAUUGUUAGCUAAAAGUGUGGCUAAAAACUAUGUUUUUUCAUUUACAUUUCUAGCAUCACUCUUGUUAACUUGCUAAAUGGUCAGCAUCAGUAGCUUCUGUACGCUGACAGUAGCAACCACGUAGCUGUUAGCUCACAACUGAUUUUUACAACUUACGCCUGGUUUUAAUGCCAAACAUUUGGUGUACACGGCUUCCUGUGUCAUUUUCACAAGUUUAUUUAAAGGCAGCUUUAGAUGUUGACAUCUCAGCAAGUCAUGCACCAAAAGGUUUGGCGACUUUGAGUUUUGUGAUUUUAAAAUACUGUCAAACCAUCAGAGUCGUCCACGUAGCGUUUUCUAACCAUUGUUCUCGAGAAAACGGCCAGCACAGUGAAGAUCUUUAUCCAUCUGUCGCUGUUGCUCAGAUUCUGCUUGUAAAUGACGUCACCAGAACAUAAAAGUUCUUUUCUGACAUAUUUUGUUUCUCUUUGUUACAGUAGAAGUUGUGUUUAUACAGUCUGGGGUAUGAACUGCAGCACAUCACUUCCUGUUUUCACCUUUUAGCUCCUCCUAUGCAGGCGAAAGAUGAUAAAUAAAAAAACUGAUGAAUGAUAAUCUGAGAGCUUAAAGUUGGUUCACAGAAUCAGAGCAUCACAGAACUGUAAAGUCCUUCCAUCAGUGUGUAGUAAAGCUUUAUAAUGAACAAACAUGUAACAUUACUGAUCCGUAGCACUUACAAUAAAGUUUUUAUGAAGAUUCUACUGGAAAAGAUGUGAACUGUGAGAGAUAAAUGAAGGGAGCAAUUCUCUUGUUUGUAAGGUAAAAAUAAUAAAGUCUCUAAGCUGAAACUUGA
This is a messenger RNA of Acanthochromis polyacanthus (spiny chromis), 2951 nucleotides long. It is a transcript of the gene pmm2, whose product is annotated as phosphomannomutase 2. Bases 136 to 888 code for a protein of 250 amino acids. Gene Ontology annotation, molecular function: phosphomannomutase activity. Gene Ontology annotation, cellular component: cytosol. The transcript is spliced from 8 exons. Gene Ontology annotation, biological process: mannose metabolic process; protein N-linked glycosylation; GDP-mannose biosynthetic process. The record is from RefSeq and is a predicted model, not a curated record. NCBI's taxonomy places the organism in Eukaryota, Metazoa, Chordata, Actinopteri, Pomacentridae.